Medicago truncatula (barrel medic) is the source of this 1335-nucleotide messenger RNA. Its product is annotated as trihelix transcription factor ASIL1. The record is from RefSeq and is a predicted model, not a curated record. The transcript is spliced from 2 exons. NCBI's taxonomy places the organism in Eukaryota, Viridiplantae, Streptophyta, Magnoliopsida, Fabales, Fabaceae. Bases 178 to 1149 code for a protein of 323 amino acids.
UUUUUUAUAUAAAAAUAAAAUUCCAUAAUGCUAGUGGCUAUCUCUCUCUUAUUAUGACCCUUUCAUAUUCUUAGCCUCAUGUGAGCAACAAACUUUGCAACAAGAUGUUAGCAUAUACACAAAACAAAGUGUUAAAAAGUUUAUAGUAGAUGGAGGAUAUUAUUAUGGUCAAAAGAAAUGAAUGAAAAAAUAGAAAACAAAGAUCAAAUUCAACAAAACCAAGAAUCACCAAGAAAAUUACAAAACAAUAUUAUUGGUAGUGGAAAUGAGAGACUAAAAAGAGAUGAAUGGAGUGAAGGAGCAGUUACAACACUUCUUGAAGCAUAUGAAUCAAAAUGGGUACUUAGAAAUAGAGCAAAACUCAAAGGACAAGAUUGGGAAGAUGUUGCAAAACAUGUUUCAUCAAGAUCAAACUCAACUAAGUCACCAAAGACACAAACACAGUGUAAGAAUAAGAUUGAGUCAAUGAAGAAAAGGUAUAGAUCAGAAUCAGCUAGUUCAGAUGUUUCAUCUUGGCCUUUGUAUUCUAGACUUGAUCUUCUUCUACGUGGGACAGGACAAUUAUCUACAACAACACUAAACAAUAAUCAAGCAGGUUUGGUUUUGUUGGAACCAUCAUCACUUGUUAUGUCACAUGCACAAGAAGAAGUUCAUCAGCCACUUGUUCCUCCACCUAUUACAACUGCUCAAAACUCACAUGGAUCAAAUGGCGUUGAUAAAUUAAUCAAGGAAGAUGAAAUAGAAACUAAGUCAUCUGACCAUAUAGCUAACAAGAAUCCAUUGGAAACUGAUAGUAGCACGCCGGCGCUUUACAGCGAAAAAGACGAGCAAAGAAGCAAAAAGAGGAGAAUGAGAACAGAAAACAAUAACAACAAGAGGCAAAAGAAAGAAACAAUGGGAAUAGCAGAAAGCAUAAGGUGGGUAGCAGAGGUGGUAGUGAGAUCAGAACAAACAAGAAUGGAGACAUUGAAAGAGAUAGAGAAGAUGAGAGUUGAAGCUGAGGCAAAGAGAGGAGAAAUGGAAAUCAAGAGAACUGAAAUUAUUGCUAAUACACAACUUGAAAUUGCUAGGAUCUUUGCAAAUGUUAAUAAUAAAGAUAAAGAUAAAGAUGUUGAUGUUGAUUCAUCAUUGAGAAUUGGAAGAAGCUAAUGAUAUGUGGUGAAUGUGUAUAGAGAUUUAUGUGUAUCACAUCUUUGUAAUUCACCUAACUAGUGAAGAGAUGACCAUAUGAUAUGACAAUAAUUAUAAUCUCUCCUAAUUGACUUUAAUUGUAGAUGGUUGAUUUUAACCUUCUCUUCAAUUAAUUAACAAAUAAAGGGAUAUCAAAUGAAGGGA